AUGGGUAUAAAACAAUUGUUCGAAAAUCCUUUACCGGUCGACAAAAUUACUGAAAAGGCAACAGCAAUUAAUUUAAGAUCAGUUGCACGACCUUAUAUGAGAGCAUUUCAUUUUUCAUGGUUGGGAUUUCUUACCGCGUUUACCGGAUGGUUUGCCAUACCACCUUUAUUGGUGACAAUCACAGAAGAUUUGAAAUUAUCAAAAGAUCAAGAAGCCAGUUCUAACAUAGCAGCUGUCUCAUCUACAAUACUAUUUCGUAUAUUUACCGGACCAUUGACCGACAGGAUCGGACCUAAGCGAGUUAUGGGAUUAUUACUGAUAGCGGGUGCCAUACCAAUUGGAUUAUCUGGAUUGGUUACUGGGUUUGAGGGAUUGGUUGUUGUAAGAAUUUUCAUUGGUAUUCUUGGUGCAACAUUUGUGCCAUGCCAAACCUGGACCACACAUAUGUUCAACCGUAACAUUGUUGGUAGCGCCAAUGCGUUAGUAGGUGGAUGGGGUAACAUGGGAGGUGGAUUGACAUAUAUUUUGAUGCCACUGGUAUUUGGUGGAUUGCUUGAUCAAGGAUUGUCAAAACACGACGCAUGGCGUGUAGCUAUGGUCAUACCAGCAUGUUUAUGUUUUAUUGUUGGAAUUAGUUGCUUAUUAUUUGUUGAUGACUGUCCACAAGGCGAAUGGAGAGAUCAUAAACCACCUGCUGAAGAAACUGAUGUCGUCACUGAAAAAGAAGUACAAACAGUUAUUGUUACCGAUGAUUCCAAACCAGAACCUACCAAAGCUGUAAUCGAAGAAGAAAAACAAAUUGAUAACCAAGUUAACAAGAAAGUGGAACUUGCGGUGGACAAUGUUAUUGGUAUAUUCUUUGCCAGUGAAUUUGGUCUUGAUCAACAUUCUUCAUCAUAUAUUGGAUCAGCAUUUGGUCUGAUGAACCUUUUUUCACGUGCAUCUGGAGGAUUUAUUUCUGAUUAUGCAAAUUCCAAGAUUGGUAUGCGCGGCAGAUUGUUAGUCCAAUUUUUGGUUUUAUUUUUGGAAGGAGUGUUCUUGAUUAUUUUCAGAUAUUCACUUGGCUCAUUGACAUCAGCCAUUGUAGUUCUCAUUAUUUUCAGUUUUUUCACGCAGGCAUGUUGCGGUACUUCAUUUGGUAUUGUACCAUUUGUAGAUCCUGUUAUAAUGGGAGCAGUUUCUGGAUUGGUGGGAGCUGGUGGAAAUGUCGGAGGAUUUUUCUUUAAUUAUGUGUUCAAAUGGUAUGCUUACGAUAAACCAACCGGAUUUUUAGUAUUAGGAAUAGCUGUUUUGGCCGUUUCAUUUACCACAUUUGCUUUGAGAAUUGAACAAACCAUGUUAUUAUCAAGAAAAUAA
This is a messenger RNA of Entrophospora sp. SA101, 1356 nucleotides long. The record is from the annotation of a GenBank genome assembly. Lineage: Eukaryota; Fungi; Glomeromycota; Glomeromycetes; Entrophosporales; Entrophosporaceae.